Molecule: messenger RNA, 3551 nt
Organism: Ictalurus punctatus (channel catfish)
Lineage: Eukaryota; Metazoa; Chordata; Actinopteri; Siluriformes; Ictaluridae
Gene: st8sia4
Product: ST8 alpha-N-acetyl-neuraminide alpha-2,8-sialyltransferase 4
Exons: 5
Coding region: 188-1282 (364 amino acids)
Biological process (GO): oligosaccharide metabolic process; N-glycan processing
Molecular function (GO): alpha-N-acetylneuraminate alpha-2,8-sialyltransferase activity
Source: RefSeq, a predicted model, not a curated record
AAGAAAAAAAACAACGCGAGCGCUCGUGGAGUCUGUCUGCAGCUGCUGAGUAAGUAAAUGGGUAAUGUGUGUGAAAGCGCGUGAGUGUGUGUGUGUGCGUGUGAGGGUGCGUGUGAGGGUGCGUGUGCUACUGAAGGAAAAGGCUCGCGAGAAUAAUAACCAGCCGGUGAAGUGAUCGGUUUAAAGCAUGCAGAUGUGCGAAAUGCGCUUUACACGGAAACGCUGGACUAUUUGCAUGAUCGGCCUGCUUCUGAUCUUCUACAAGACGAAAGAAAGAGCAAGAAGUAACGAGCAUCAGGAAGCCCAACUCACAAGCGAGAGUGAGCUGAGUACAUCAAGACUAAUGGUCAAUAGCAGCGAGAAAGUCUUCCGCAAGAACCUUCCGGCGUAUUUGCAGGCCACGCAAGAAGGGUGGAAGGUCAAUGCUACUCUAGUUGGCCUAAUAAGGAAGGACAUCCUCCGAUUCUUGGAUGCAGAGAGGGACGUGUCCGUAAUCAAGAGCAGCUUUAAACCUGGUGAUACCAUCCACUACGUUCUGGACCGACGCAAGACGCUGAAUGUCUCACACACUCUACACAGCCUGCUUCCUGACGUCUCACCUCUCAAGAACAAAAGGUUCAAGACAUGUGCUGUGGUGGGCAACUCGGGCGUGCUCCUCAAGAGCGGAUGUGGGAAGGAGAUAGACAGCCAUGAUUUUGUUAUACGAUGUAACCUUGCUCCCCUGGCUGAGUUCGCUGAUGAUGUGGGCUUAAGGUCGGAUUUCACCACCAUGAACCCUUCUGUGAUUCAGCGUGUGUACGGCGGUCUGUUAAACGAGACGGUGCGUGAGAACUUUGUGCAGCGUUUGAGACUGUUGAAUGACAGCGUCCUGUGGAUUCCAGCCUUCAUGGUGAAGGGAGGAGAGAAGCACGUGGAGGUUGUCAACGAGCUCAUUCUCAAGAGAAAGCUUCCGGUGCACAUGGCCUACCCCUCCCUCCGCCUGGUCCAUGCUGUCAGAGGGUACUGGCUCACAAACAAGGUAAAUAUCAAGCGUCCCAGUACUGGAUUGCUGAUGUACACCAUGGCCACACGUUUCUGCGAUGAGAUCCACUUGUAUGGAUUUUGGCCAUUCCCAAAAGACUCCAGUGGAAAUCCAGUGAAGUAUCAUUACUACGACAUGCUCAAGUACCGAUACUUCUCCAACGCAAGUCCUCACCGGAUGCCACUCGAGUUCAAGACAUUAAAAAUGUUACACAGCAAGGGGGCACUAAAGCUGAUGACAUCUAAAUGUACACCAGCUUGACUGGUCCAACUUGUUAAUGUCACAUUUGAUCAAAAAGACAGAUGAUGCAUUGAGUGACAGAAAAACCCACUCUAACCCUUUGAAGCUUUGUGAACUGAACAUGCCUUCAGUUGGAUAUUUCGAAGGCACUAUCUGCGGAACGAAAAAUGCUUCAAAGUGCUCUAUCAUAUGUUAGUCAUUCAAAUUCCCCAAUUCACUGGCGAACUGUAAAAGAGCUCUUGAGCUACAGAUACCUUGCAAUAGUUUGAAUGGUGAGUUAAGCCUCAUUGGUUGUUUGAAAUGUGACCACUCUUUGGUUGUUCUCAGUGACUUUAUCGAAAAUGAGUAGCAUCGUUGCGGCAAGAAAAUUACCGUAACGUCUUAAUGAUCCCAAAGAUCUUAAUGUUCCUUGAGAGAUUGUAAUGUUUUUUCAGUGCUGUAAUUUUUAGGAGCUAGAGGCCUUUGAGCAAAUUAGUGCAAAUUAUUUUUAUAUGAAUGUAGGUCAAUCAGUGCUUACAUGUUCAAUUUGCCGUGUUCAAGAUGUCACUAAUUUUUAAGCCAUUUCAAGCCUCGAUGAUGUAAUAUACUGUAAGUCUGGUGUAAAUGAUACAUUGUUUGUCACAUAGAAGGGUAGGAUGGUGAUUGUGUUGCUGGAAUGUACUAUAUAUUUAUUGAACCUGAAUAUUGGGAUAUAAAAAAUAUUGGGAUUUUUUCCCCCCUUGUGUUGGCCUGGCUAUACUGAACUAUUCAUGAGGUACCACGGUUUAGUUUUUUUGUCACUGAACUAUUGAGACACUGCAGAUUCACUGACACCGUCCAGUGUGUCCCACCGCCUUGUGCCCUGAGUUCCCUGGGAUAGGUUCCAGGAUCCCCCACGACCCUGUGUAGGAUAAGAAGUAUGGAAAAUAGAUGGAUCCUUUUUGUUUCCUUUUGGUUUUUGUUAUCUAAACAAGGAUGUGCAAAGAUUUUGUAAUAAAUAUUUCCUUUGAUUUUCACCACCGAUUAUUACAGUGAUAACUGUGAUAUUUUUAGACUCGGUGAUCAUACAGUGAAAAUUUCAAAUCCGAACACCCCAACUUCAAUACAUUACAAUACAUUACGUAUUUCGGCUGCUUUUUUUUUUGUUUUGUUUUAGAGCGAAAGUGUAACAUUAUCAUAUCAUUUGCAUAUCAGCUCACUAUAGUGUUGUUGCUGUUGCUCGACAUGUAUAUGCUCAGUGGUUCCAGGCCUUUGGUGCUUCUCCAGUUUCCCUCUCUUACAGUCGAAUGACUUUUUUCCCCGCUACCUGUAGCACUGUACAUAUGUAAGAAUGUAAAGACAUUUUCAUCAGUUUUCAACAGAAAUGUACUACUUCAAACUGACUGAAUAUUGUAAUGAAUUUCAACACUGUAUUGCUGGGGUUGGUCACAGUUGUGGGCUUAUUUCUUAGAAUAUUGUUAAUGUCACAUAGUUUUUACAAAUUGUUUUUGAUUACCAGUCAUUUUGGUUUGCAGUGUUUUGGCAUCUGGUUGUUUUGGCGAAGGUUGCUGGAAGCAGAGGUCUUUUAAAAAUGCCUUUAAAUGUUACAAUCUGCCUAGUAUUCUGGCUCUUAAUAUAUACCUGUAGCAAGCAGUGUUAGCCAAUCGCUAAGCACUCAGCAGUCGCAAUAAUGCAAAAGAGGCCUGUUCAAAAAACAAUAACUGGGAAUAUUAAAUGGUAUUUCUCAGUCUGUCCUAAGAAAUGUCUGAUUCAACUGAUUAACUCAACAAAAGAGAUUAGCGCCCACAAGGUGCUCUUUAUGUGUUUACAGAUUAUGGCACAAGCUAGACAAGCACUAUGUGAAGAGCAACUGUUAAAGCCAGUGGUGCACUGGGGAUUUAUUUAGCAAAUGCACAUGGAUCCUUGUUAAAAUUUGUUCAAAUGUGCCUGGGGUUGGUUAAAUAAAAGGCUGAGGUCCCUCAGAAAUGAGGGCUGAUAAAUUGAACCAUGUGUAUUAUGUGGAUAUAUUGUGUAUGGUUUUAUGGUAUGCCCUAGCAGUACUGUACUGCCUGGUAUUUGAAGCUAUAGACCAUGUAUCAUACUAUUUAUUGUUUCAGGAAACUGCUGUUGUUUUCUCUUUCAGGAUUUUCAUUUUGUCAGUAAUUUAUAUUGUAAUUUUUUGUACUGAAGUUGAAUGUGAUAGAUCAUUUUUAGACAGUUUGAUACUUGUUUUUGCUAAAAUUCCAGCUUUAAUCUGAGUUCAUUUUUUUCAAAAACAAAUUUCUAUGUUUGUAGAAAUUUUAGACAAAGGAAAUAAAAUACGUUGAUCCCA